UUCGACAUUUUAGGGUUCUAACUAUAUAAAGCUUCUGCUUGCUCUGGCUCAGGAGCUCCUCUGCUGCAUUUAGGGUUUGUGGCUGCCGAGCUAGAGUUUUCUCCAUUUCUCGCUCUCACAGACCUCAAUCAUGGCGGAGCAGACGGAGAAGGCGUUCUUGAAGCAGCCAAAGGUGUUUCUUUGCUCGAAGAAAUCAGGAAAAGGGAAACGACCUGGAAAGGGAGGGAAUCGCUACUGGAAGAGUAUUGGAUUAGGCUUCAAGACUCCAAGAGAGGCAACUGAAGGAACCUAUAUUGACAAGAAACGUCCAUUUACUGGUGAUGUUUCUAUAAGAGGCCGUAUACUGGCUGGAACCUGCCAUAGUGCCAAGAUGAUGAGAACAAUCAUUGUUCGACGCAAUUACCUUCAUUAUGUCAAGAAAUACCAGAGAUACGAGAAGAGUCAUUCAAAUAUGCGAGCUCAUAUAUCCCCUUGCUUCCGAGUAAAAGAGGGAGACCAUGUUAUUAUUGGCCAGUGCAGACCAUUGUCAAAGACUGUAAGGUUUAAUGUACUAAAAGUGGUUCCAGCUGGUUCUUCCGGUGGUGGAAAGAAGGCAUUUACUGCAAUGUGAUUGAGUUCAGAGGCAGGAUUUUUCUUAGGAUUAAUAUUGUGCAACAAAGGACCAUGAAGUUAGAUUGAGCUCAGCUAGACAUUUGAUAUUUGCUAUUAAAAUUUGAAAAUUUAUCGACGUGGCAAUUUAUACUUUCCAUCAAAUAAUUUUAAUGUUGCCAGCUUUCAUGUGAUGCGAACCCGUCCCGUUGCCAUAGUG
Diospyros lotus (date-plum) is the source of this 808-nucleotide messenger RNA. Its product is annotated as 40S ribosomal protein S11-like. The record is from RefSeq and is a predicted model, not a curated record. The transcript has 6 exons. Gene Ontology annotation, cellular component: ribosome; cytosolic small ribosomal subunit. Gene Ontology annotation, molecular function: structural constituent of ribosome. Gene Ontology annotation, biological process: translation. Bases 131 to 610 code for a protein of 159 amino acids. NCBI's taxonomy places the organism in Eukaryota, Viridiplantae, Streptophyta, Magnoliopsida, Ericales, Ebenaceae.